AUGGCUAGUCACAAACUCCUUCAUGAAGUGCCGCUUUUCGACCAUUUUACUACUGCUCGACAACGCGAGACCUCAGAAACGUUGGCUGAGAUUUAUUCCUUGGUAGUUGUUCUUGACCAGGUAGAAAAAGCGUAUUUGAGAGACUGCCUGUCGGGUAGCGAAUAUACGACUAUCGUGAAUAAGCUUUUGGCCCAAUACAAGACGUAUUUGGACAAUGAUGACGUGCAGAAGGAAUUUGGAGAUUUACGAACCUUUAAAGAGAAAUACAACAUCAGCGCAUCCAAUGCUAUCACCAGGAUAGAACGUGGAAUGCCCGUGACCGUGGAGCAUGGAAUUAGAAGUGAACAGGAUACUAGUGCAUCGCUCAGUGGGAGUGCUCAAUUUAGCGGAAAGGCAGUGGCGGAGGCCACUGGUAACUUCAUAACAGUCAUGGAUGCCCUCAAACUCAAUUACCGUGCAAAAGACCAGCUACAUCCUUUGAUGUCAGAGCUCCUUCUGAGUAUCAACAGAGUGAGCUCUCAGGAUUUCGAGCAUCGCCAAAGCCUCGUGGACUGGAUUGUCAAAGUGAACAAGAUGAGGGUCGCAGAAAAACUGACUGAGGAUGACGCCCGAGAACUGCUGUUUUGCUUGGAGUCUGCUUAUAAGAAUUUUUACACUUUGCUCGAGUGA
Molecule: messenger RNA, 669 nt
Organism: Lachancea dasiensis
Lineage: Eukaryota; Fungi; Ascomycota; Saccharomycetes; Saccharomycetales; Saccharomycetaceae
Source: the annotation of a GenBank genome assembly